AUGUUUUUAGCACUGAGAAAAGCUCCUGGUGUUUUCCCAAAAAACCAUGGUGUUCCUGCAUUCGUUCAAUGGCGAUCAUUCUGCGGUUUGCCCGAGAUUAAAGACUUCGACGAUCUUAACAAAACUAUCUCCAACAAGAUCGUUGUAGAAAACCUUAGAGUUAUCUAUAAACACGUUGGUGCCAUUGACAUGUACGUCGGUUCUCUGUUAGAAGACCCAUUGCCCCACUCCUUGGUUGGGCCUACUUUGUCUUGCAUUAUAGGAGAGCAGUUCAGACGGACUAGGGAUGGAGACAGGCUUUACUUUGAAAACUCCAAAGUCUUCACACCCGCCCAGGUGAGGCAAAUCCGAAAGAUGACAAUUGCGCGAGUUCUCUGCGAUGCUGGAGAGCAUUUCGCUUUUGUGCCAAAACGAGCAUUUGAUGUCUUUAGACCAACCAAGGAUGACUUGACGCGCUGUGACGAGAUCCCAGACAUAGACUACAACCUAUGGAAGGAGGAGCUGGAUAUGUGA
Strongylus vulgaris is the source of this 513-nucleotide messenger RNA. Lineage: Eukaryota; Metazoa; Nematoda; Chromadorea; Rhabditida; Strongylidae. The record is from the annotation of a GenBank genome assembly.